This is a messenger RNA of Boeremia exigua, 3209 nucleotides long. RefSeq lists its product as uncharacterized. The record is from RefSeq and is a predicted model, not a curated record. The transcript is spliced from 2 exons. NCBI's taxonomy places the organism in Eukaryota, Fungi, Ascomycota, Dothideomycetes, Pleosporales, Didymellaceae. Bases 268 to 3036 code for a protein of 922 amino acids.
GUUUUGAAGUGCGCCUCUCUGGCUAUCCCACUGAUUCUCUUGAUAAGUUCCGUUGGCUUUGCCUUACAACUCUUUUGCAUGCGUCACGCCACCUCGACAGCCAAAGACCGCAUAUGUAGCAAAAACACCAUGGAUUUUGUUCCAGGUCCCCGUGCACCCAAGCUGCCACAUGUCCAGAUUCCAUUCACAUGUGCAAUUGACGAUCCUCUGGAUUUUCCAUACGAGCUUGCAUGGAAUGGGUGAGACUUUCUUUUUCCACUCUGGCAAAUGUCAGGUACCCACACGGAUGCAAUGAGGUCCAACGUCAUUCGGGAUUCCGUAAAAUCAAUGCAAAUCGACCCAGGCCAUUAUGCAAACGAAAACCCACCCAUCGCUUUAGACCUUCGACAUAGGGUCAUUAGAGACCGCUCCGCGCCUGGAUAUUAUGAUAUCAGAGAUCAAACACAGGUUAAACUGAAUUCCUUCCAACAGCGAGCCAAUGGCGCCGGAUGGUUCCGCGACUUCCCGUGCGAAGAAUACGGGAUGCCGAAAGAAAUACUCAGAGCUGAUUGGAAUUCCCCGUCAUAUCUCGAGGCAUGGCAUCUCUUCUCCCCCCAAAAGACAGCCAUUCUCAUCCAAGACUGGCUAUACUUCGCCCUUCUUGGCGAGGUGUUAGGAAGAUUUGUGGAGUACAACGAGUUCAUUGCUCGUGUGCGACCGCCGAUUGAGAUACAAGACCUUAAAGACACCAGCGCUAGAUGCAUCAUAGGUCCCAGUGGGGAAGAACGGCACCAAAUCUCCACCAACCGCUUCUUCAAUGAUGAGUGGAAAACGUGGCCGCGAAUGCUGGUGGGUCUAGAUGAUGAAGAUCGCAAGGCACGCGUCGAAGAGAUCAUGAACGCGCUUCACCAGGCUCGCAAGUUUUGCUUACUGGAAGACUCUGGCCAAUUGUCCCACAUCCCUUUCAUCUCGGAGCUCGCUCUGUCUAUCCGGACAUUGGGACUACUUUUCGAAGACGUUUGCUGUGACCAUCCAUCAUUGUUCCCUGUAAUGAGGCGAGGUCUUGGUACGGAAAUAUGGGGGCAGGGCUCUCUAUUGAGGCAGAGAAUGUCGCUCACAACUCCUGGCUAUCUCUCACAUGAGCCUAUUGUUCACAGUAUAAAGCAAUCAUGGUGUCCGAAUGACAUCGCACGACAGAGCAGGGUACUUCCAGCGACAGCAAUGUACUACAUGUCCUCCAUGUCGGUUCCUAUGGAUGCAAGCAAGGAAGCCGUAGUGGCAAGACCAUUGACCGAGAAAAGCAAAGAUCAUACCUCCUGCACUGAACAGAGCUGUUUCAUGGAUAACAUUGAGGUGGAAAAAUACGAUACAGAACACUUCUCGUGUUGUGAUGGAACCUGUGGCCUGGUGGGUCCAGAUAUCGCCAAAGUAGAAGAAGUGCUACGUCGCGGGCACAUUCCUCUUAUUCGAUUCUUGCCAGCGGGUCCGCGUCACGGUUUAUUCACUAAUAUCGUGCGCGACAUGCAACUCGUCGGGCAAAGCCGCAUCUCGGCUUACGCUCAAGCGUUGGCUUUGUCUGAGAAUAUCAAGUAUCACCAACCAGCAGUCGCCGCGUAUGGACCAGAGUGGGCGCCAAAGUACACAGCUAAGUCUCUGGGAUUGCUAGGUACCUAUGAACAGCUAAGUCUCAAUGAGUUGGAAUGGGAGUUUGAGGUGCUCGAGUACAAGCCGGGAGACGACACUCCAUCCCUGGCCCUGUCGCACGUUUGGUCAGAUGGUUUGGGAGACACGAAAGGUAACAAAUUACCUCGAUGCCGCAUGACAUUUCUUCAGAGAGCAAUCUGGCUAGGCAAAACACCUGUGAGUAUACCGAAUUCUAUACCUGACAGUCACUUUGAUGAGAAUGGGCGAAGCGUCAUGGAGUGCGAAGACACAUGGGCUUGGGUCGAGCACAACGAUUUCAAACGACUGAUUAACGAGCCCGUCAUGCCGUUCUGGUUGGACACAUUCUGUGUCCCGAGAACCUCCGAGGCUGCACGCACCGAAGCACUUCGGCUCAUGGGACGCACGUAUGCUGCGGCUAGUAGUGUGCUUGUUUUGGACCAGGAAUUCUGCGGCUCUUCCAUUGGGGGUCACGGACUGAUUCGUAAAUCCAGAGCACUCACAAAUGUUGAGGCGGUAGCGCGCAUCUUGGCUUCGAGGUGGAUGCGGCGUCUGUGGACGUUACAGGAGGGGCUCUUGGCGAAGAAACUCUUACUUCUCUUUUCUGAAGGUGCCGUUGAUAUUGACCAUAUCAUUGCCGGCGUCAAGCAGUAUGCCGACAACAACGAGCCAGGACACGUCGCUGCAGGCCAGCUUGCCCGUGGUCUUGAGUCUAUGAUAGAUUUCAAGGAAGUCGACCUGUACGGGCGCCUGAUUCGUGUUUGGAACGCGUCCAUCGGACGAACGACAAGUCGACCAGGCGACGUGCCAAUCUGCAUGGCGAGUACUAUUGGACUAGAUGCAGGAGUGUUGCAUACCAUACCUGCGGAACAUCGCGUGACCAGAUUCUACACCCUGCUCGAAGAGAUUCCACAAUCCAUCAUAUUCAGUGGCGCAGAGAAGUUAACAGAACCUGGCUUUCGUUGGGCAGACAGAUACCUCGCGACAGAGUUCCUCGAGACACAAUCCGCACAAGGGCGGAUACGACAUGACUCACCAUGCCUUGAGGUCACGUAUAACACUUACUUCCUGAAUCUCAAUCUCAGCGACCGAAUCCAUAGCCUGAUCCUCGAGGCCGGCCAGAAUGUGACACUGACCGUUGGAAACAUCAUGGACGCAACCAGAAAAGAAGGUGCACAAGCCUAUCUCAUACUGUUAGAACGACCUUGCAUCUACAAAGCAGAAGAACACUGGAACCCUAUUAAAAUUAUAAUCUUUACACAGACUUCACAGAACCUCUUAAGAAACCAGGAGAAGCCUCUUAAAAACAUUAGAGCCUACCUCCAAGCGACACUCACGUUUAGAGCCCCACUCGUCUUUUCCCCACGGUUCGGCCUGCUCUCGCUUCUACUUUAGGCCUUAGCCCGGUUCCUGCCCCUUUUGUUCCCCUUUUGGGCUUAGCUUAACCUCUUAGCAGAACUGCUAGAUAUGCUCAAGAACUCUGCAUGUAGCAGCGAUACUGCCUUCUGACUGUCUUCGCAUGUAUCCGUAAGUCUUUAAAUGGGGGGUUAAAGUCUCCAGUCCGCCUG